AUUGACACGCUCAGUCCCUUCCCCGGCGAUCAAGAUCUCUUCCCGCUGUUCGCAGGACCAUUCGACGAAAUAUCGCUGGAUUACGAGCAACCUGUCAGCGAUGCCGCACAAACAUUGCACAAUCUGCUUUGGAUCAUCACUAGGUUCGUUCAGGUUCUGCCUGUCCGCGAUCCAGGCGGACGGUCUCCUCAACCAAUGGAGCAGCUGCAGGCCGCAUGGGGUACCCUCAUGAAUAAGGCCGGCGAAAUACUCGCGGUUGCGCCGGCUGGCACGAGGUGGUACUCGGACGCCGAUCAUUCGCCUCCAACCCCGUUAAACCAGCUAACAUCCUUCAAGAAACGAGCGGCGGUGCUGCUGCUCACGCCGUCGCAGCUGGACCUCCCUCCUACUGUGACCCGCACCCUCCAAAGCUGGUUGUCGCAGCCGUCCUUUGUUCUCAAAGCCACCUUAGAGCCGCUUCUCAGUGACAGCGUCGCACCAGCCGAUGCACUCUGGUCCGUCGUGGCCGCGCUACGCUAUCUGCUCGGCGACAGCGGGAAGGUUGUUCCGCGUGAAGUAUUCACGACCAUCUUGCAGUUCCCGGAUUCACUCCCGGACGAUAAAUGGACGACGAUAACCGACAUCGUGGCGGAGAUUAUCCGUGGGAAAAUCAAGAGCCACACCAACUUGCAGCCGACCCUUCCCGAAUGGCUCGUAGACGCAGUCAUCUUACUCCUGUCUCGACCUACUCAUGAAGUCUCGCGUGACGCAGCUGCGUGUCUCGAGCUUCUCUUCGGCCAUACACCCCGCAUAGUCAACCUUGUCUGGAAACGUACAUCCGCCAGCGCUUUCGUUCCACUUUCGAGACGCCUCGCGUCGAUAUGUACGAACGGUCUCACUCUGAAGGCGUGUCUCGACCUGUAUGCCUGCUAUCUGGCCCCAGAGGACAAACUCAACUCUCAGUCCGAUCCCAGCUCCCGGUCGGUUUCCAGCUCCCAGCCAGAUCCCAACACUCAGCCAGAUCUCGCAAAAACCGCUGCACGCAGAUCUUUAACAGAAAUUCUGCGAAUGCAAAAUCCGCGCAAGCCGGAGGUCCUCAAGGAUCUCUGGGAAUUCCUGGAGAAGUGUGUUCCGCAGCUGAACAUUCCCUCCCCGCAGUGGCGCGACGUGUCUGCAGAGGUCAUUGGCGUGCUCAUGCUGCUUUCGCGCUGCGUGUUCGAGAUGGACGCGAGCGGGGGGCUUCUAAAGCUGUUCAGAUCCAUGUGGGCCAACGAAGGCUCGUUCGGCAUCUUCUGGCUCCUCGCGACGUUACAUCCCAAGGAUCGGCUGCAGGACCCGGGAAUCCUUGAUACAUGUCGCAACCUGCUCCGCGCCGCUGGUGCGUAUUGCUAGGCCCCGAUAAGCGAA
Phanerochaete carnosa HHB-10118-sp is the source of this 1386-nucleotide messenger RNA. RefSeq lists its product as uncharacterized. The record is from RefSeq and is a predicted model, not a curated record. Lineage: Eukaryota; Fungi; Basidiomycota; Agaricomycetes; Polyporales; Phanerochaetaceae. Bases 196 to 1371 code for a protein of 391 amino acids. The transcript has a single exon.